This is a messenger RNA of Drosophila rhopaloa, 1549 nucleotides long. Its product is annotated as arrestin domain-containing protein 5. Gene Ontology annotation, biological process: protein transport. The record is from RefSeq and is a predicted model, not a curated record. The coding region runs from base 28 to 1260 and encodes 410 amino acids. The transcript has 3 exons. Gene Ontology annotation, cellular component: cytoplasm. Lineage: Eukaryota; Metazoa; Arthropoda; Insecta; Diptera; Drosophilidae.
CCGUCAACAUAGAGGAGAGUGCUGAAAAUGAGCCACCGCUGUGACAUCCAGUUGGACAAUCCCCGGGGGGCCUAUCGGGCCGGUGAGACGGUCAAUGGUCACGUAUACUUGACCCUUUCGGAGCGGGCUUUAAUCAAAGCAAUAUGUUUGGAGGCCAAUGGCUAUGCGAGUACCGCCUGGCAGCAGCCCCAAAAGCAGAAAAAAUCUAAGAACAAAGAGGAGCAAGUGCAGAAUCAGUAUUUGGACUUUGAUUAUCGCGUGGAUUAUUUUGCCAAAAUCGAUUAUUUUGUGGGCUCGGAGGCCUCACAGCCCCAGAUAAUGGAAGCGGGCUCGUACAAUUACGGUUUUCAUCUAAAACUGCCCAAGAACUGUCCCGGUAAUUACGAGGGAGCCCACGGUCACAUCCGGUACACACUCCAAGUGCUAGUCCACAGUAGUGCAGAUCGACCGCUGGAGGCUCUUCACGUGCGGCAGCUGCAGAUUUUCCCCGAGAACAAUCUCAGCCAGGAGACACGAAGCAGCGAAGUGCAGAUCCACGAGCAGACCCCUCGACUGAAAUUCUGGAUGAAACCACUACACUUGCAGCUCCAGAUUCCCAGGCAGGGCUAUUCGCCAGGAGCGGGCAUUUCCGUUCACGUGAAGCUGCACAAUCCGGAGAAACUGCCACUCCGAGAAGUAAGGUACUCCCUCGUUCAGAUCAGCACUUAUGUGGCACAUUUGAGGAACAAGCCCAAGCGCUUGGAGAGCAAAGUAGAACGACAAACGAUCCUGAGCAGUAGCCACGAGCUCCAUAGCCUGCCUCGUGGUGAGCUGCAGAGUUUCCAACACCUUCACAUGCUUCAAGUGCCCCAAACUGCGGCUACUUUGAGUCUGGCAGGAUGUGCUUGCAUACAGCUUAAUUACGAGGUGGAGGUGCUGGUGACGACUCAGCAGGAGAAACGCUUCAUUGCGUCCCGGAUUCCAGUGAUCAUAGGCAAUGUGACGCCGCCUUGUCCUGGCAGACUUCUGAUGCAAGAGCCGCUCGAUGCCACUGCUCCGGAACCCACGCCCCCUGCCGAAACUGCCAACAAGUUGGCCCCCAAUUUCAGCGUUUCAAUGACCUCUUUGGCUUCUAAUUUUCGCGAAGCCGAGUUCAUGGUCGCUACCAAUCUAAACAAAACCAACAAACACUACUUGUCCGGAGAGCAGUUGGACUUUAGGCCACGCUAUGUCUACUACGAAAUGGAACAGACUCAAUCGGAGGAAGUCAAGUCCCAUUGAUUGCAACAAAGCACUCUAUAAUUCGAUUUAAAAACAAUAAAUUUAAACGUUUUCAUGUUAACCUGAAAUGUAACAUAAAACAGUUAUACAAGUAUAGUUUUUAAUUAAAAGGUUAAUAAUGAAAAUAUUAAAUUUUAAUGCUUUGUCCGCUUUAUUUUUUUAAUUUCCAUGGCUCGCAUCAAUUCAACUGCUUCUUCUUUUUACUCUUUUCAUAUUACAAUACCAUUUAAAUAAUGUUUACUUUAAAUACGUGUAUAAUUAAAUAAAGCAUAUAAUGGUAUUAUAAAAA